Molecule: messenger RNA, 546 nt
Organism: Lactuca saligna
Lineage: Eukaryota; Viridiplantae; Streptophyta; Magnoliopsida; Asterales; Asteraceae
Source: the annotation of a GenBank genome assembly
AUGGACGCGCCACCCUCAAUUUCAUCGGCGAUUGUACGGAACUUUGAUCAGCAACAACCUCCACUCAAUGAACCUUACCAGUUCGAAGAAACCCAGUACAAUACUCCAUCAAUCUCAGAUAUACGAUCCAUGGAAGAUCAAUCACAGUCGUCUGAGUAUAAUCAGUUGCUUCAAGCCAUGAAUAUCGAUCGUUCGACACCUCAAGCUGACGAUGUUGUUCAACCAGUCUCGAUUGGGGAUAUGGCGAUAGGAAGACAAGAGAUCUCGAUCAAGCAUCAUCAGUUUCCAGAUCAGCGUAGUGACAUCUUUGACAAUAGCGAACAAGCGCCAUCGAUUGGAUAUAUGGUACGCGAGGGCGAAAUUUCAAACGCCGCCGGAGGUAAUAUUCCUUACGAUGCACCUCCGUCACGUACCGACGUAGCUCACCGAGAUGCGUCACAUACCGAUGAAUCAAGUGGUGGGGAGGUUGUUGACGAUGAUGAGAGUUUAACAAAGCGCAAUUUUGGGAAAUUUUAUACGAUGGAGUUCCCCAAGGAAGAAGCAUAA